This is a messenger RNA of Elaeis guineensis (African oil palm), 375 nucleotides long. The record is from RefSeq and is a predicted model, not a curated record. NCBI's taxonomy places the organism in Eukaryota, Viridiplantae, Streptophyta, Magnoliopsida, Arecales, Arecaceae.
AUGGCCAUGAUCUUAGAAGCCUUUGUGGGAAAAUUGCUUGACAAGCUCUCAGAAUUUAUCUGGGGAGAGAUUUUCAUUAUGCGAGAUGUGCAGGACGAGCUCAAGCAGCUUCAAAGAAGAAUAGAGAGGCUAAGCGGAUAUCUUGAAUCAGCAGAGCACAAGAGGCAUGAAGACCGGACCAUCAAUAACUGGGUGGUGGAGUUGAAAGAUGUGAUGUAUGAUGCGGAGGAUAUCAUCGAGCGUUGUAUGAUCGAGGGCAGAAUAUUGUUGGAAAAUCAUCCCUCCACAUUAGCGAUGAUGUAUGGGAAAAAGAUGUAUGGGAGGAUUUGCUUAGAUAUGCCAUUGAAAAUGCAACAUCUACCGGCAAGAUUGUAA